CGGCCAAUGACAGCUGACAGAUCUUGUAUAGGAGCGAGUGUUGAGUGUAACGAAGUCGAACGGCACAAUGUUAUUAAAAUGCUUAAAAUUAAAGCCAUUAAUGAAUCCAACGAUGAUACAUUCGUGUAAUAUAUCAUCGACCUCGGCAAGUGUCACCAAAAUCCACAGAACUAAGUUUACUAGAACGUACCCAACAAUUUUAGUAAAACCGGACGGAUCAUCAAUUAAUAUUCGAUAUCAGGAGCCCCGUCAAAUCAUUCGACUUCCAUUGGACUUAAGCACAUUAACCGAAGCGGAACGUAAGGCUCGUAUGGAGAAAAGAAAGCCAAGACAGAAGAUUGUGGUACAAGAAGAACUUGAAGAUUCUUUCAAUUCCAACAGAUACUUAAAAUUCAUUAAGAAAUGAUGAACUGUGCCUAGCUUGAAAAUUAUAAUAAACAAAAUAGUUUCGAAUUGUAAA
This is a messenger RNA of Bradysia coprophila, 460 nucleotides long. It is a transcript of the gene mRpL55, whose product is annotated as mitochondrial ribosomal protein L55. Gene Ontology annotation, biological process: translation. The record is from RefSeq and is a predicted model, not a curated record. Gene Ontology annotation, cellular component: mitochondrial large ribosomal subunit. Lineage: Eukaryota; Metazoa; Arthropoda; Insecta; Diptera; Sciaridae. Gene Ontology annotation, molecular function: structural constituent of ribosome.